Aplysia californica (California sea hare) is the source of this 2364-nucleotide messenger RNA. Its product is annotated as chitotriosidase-1-like. The transcript is spliced from 11 exons. The record is from RefSeq and is a predicted model, not a curated record. Gene Ontology annotation, cellular component: extracellular region. Gene Ontology annotation, biological process: carbohydrate metabolic process; chitin catabolic process. The coding region runs from base 1 to 2364 and encodes 787 amino acids. Gene Ontology annotation, molecular function: chitinase activity; chitin binding. Lineage: Eukaryota; Metazoa; Mollusca; Gastropoda; Aplysiida; Aplysiidae.
AUGUGUGUACAGGUGUCCACUCAGGCGUCCCGUCUCUGUUCACAGGCUGCGUACAUCGUAGCUGAAGGUUUGGCCGGUGCCAUGUUCUGGACUGUGGACUUUGACGACUUUGCAGACCAAGUGUGUGGGGAAGGUCCCUACCCUCUGAUCCAAGCUAUGAAGGCGGGCCUGUGGAGUCCUGGAAGUCAGCCGCUGACCUUGAGCCCUGCUAACGUGAGCUUGCCAUCUCCUCAAUCACCCACAUGGUCGCCAUCUUCUACGUCCAGUAGCACGGACAUCAUGAGUGGCGGGCACAGCUCAACGGCCACCCCGGGUGUCCAUCAUAAUGAAAGCCAUCACGUGAUCGCCUGCUACUUUACCAACUGGGCCCAAUACAGACCUGGUUUAGGCCUCUACUCAGUGGCUAACAUUGACCCCUACCUUUGUACGGACAUUGUGUACGCUUUUGCCUACAUCGACACAGCCAGUCUGACCCUGACAACCGUAGAGUGGAAUGAUGCAGAUCUGUACGCACAAGUAAUGGCUCUGAAGUCUGUGAACCCCGAGCUGAAAGUGCACCUGGCAGUGGGAGGUUAUUCCAUGGGAACCUGGCCAUUUGAAAGCAUCACAGCCUCAAUGAGCAACAUGGAGACGUUUGCUGGGAACGCCGCCUCUUUUCUACGUACUCAUGGCUUUGACGGCCUGGAUUUGGAUUGGGAGUUUCCAGGCGCUUCCUUCAGAAGCCAGUUUUCCCAGCUGUGUGAAGCUCUGUUCCAGCACUUUAGUGUAGAAGCUCAGGCAUCUGGCAAGCCCCGCCUGCUCUUGACCGCUGCUGUGUCCGGUUACAAGACAGAGAUAGAGGCAUCAUAUGAGCCACAGAUCAUUCAACACUGGACUGGAGCUCUUGUGCCACUGUUUGCCCUCAGGUACUUGGACCACGUGUAUGUGAUGGCCUACGACUACUAUGGCUCUUGGUCGCUCACACUGGGACAUCAGAGUCCUCUGUACGUGAGAGACGAAGACCGACACGACCCCACGGAAUCUCUGCUUUCUCAGAAUGCUUCCAUGACCUGGUGGCACGAGCUGGGUGUACCCAAGAAUAAACUGGUGAUGGGAGCUGCCACCUACGGGCGGACCUUCCGGAUGUCGGCUGCUGACCAGUGGCAUGUUGGAGACCAGUCUCUUGGAGGUGGCGAUGUGGGACCAUACAGUGCUACACCGGGAUUCCUGGCGUACUAUGAGAUUUGUGACAUGAUCAUGAGCGGCACCUUGAACAGAGUGUGGAUGGACGAUUCCAGAGUACCUUUUGCCUACGGUCAACGCAACUCGCACUGGGAAUGGCUUGCCUACGACGAUGUACAGAGCAUGACUGAGAAGGCUGCGUACAUCGUAGCUGAAGGUUUGGCCGGUGCCAUGUUCUGGACUGUGGACUUUGACGACUUUGCAGACCAAGUGUGUGGGGAAGGUCCCUACCCUCUGAUCCAAGCUAUGAAGGCGGGCCUGUGGAGUCCUGGAAGUCAGCCGCUGACCUUGAGCCCAGCUAACGCGAGCUUGCCAUCUCCUCAAUCACCCACAUGGUCGCCAUCUUCUACGUCCAGUAGCACGGACAUCAUGAGUGGCGGGCACAGCUCAACGGCCACCCCGGGUGUCCAUCAUAAUGAAAGCCAUCACGUGAUCGCCUGCUACUUUACCAACUGGGCCCAAUACAGACCUGGUUUAGGCCUCUACUCAGUGGCUAACAUUGACCCCUACCUUUGUACGGACAUUGUGUACGCUUUUGCCUACAUCGACACAGCCAGUCUGACCCUGACAACCGUAGAGUGGAAUGAUGCAGAUCUGUACGCACAAGUAAUGGCUCUGAAGUCUGUGAACCCCGAGCUGAAAGUGCACCUGGCAGUGGGAGGUUAUUCCAUGGGAACCUGGCCAUUUGAAAGCAUCACAGCCUCAAUGAGCAACAUGGAGACGUUUGCUGGGAACGCCGCCUCUUUUCUACGUACUCAUGGCUUUGACGGCCUGGAUUUGGAUUGGGAGUUUCCAGGCGCUUCCUUCAGAAGCCAGUUUUCCCAGCUGUGUGAAGCUCUGUUCCAACACUUUAGUGUAGAAGCUCAGGCAUCUGGCAAGCCCCGCCUGCUCUUGACCGCUGCUGUGUCCGGUUACAAGACAGAGAUAGAGGCAUCAUAUGAGCCACAGAUCAUUCAACACUGGACUGGAGCUCUUGUGCCACUGUUUGCCCUCAGGUACUUGGACCACGUGUAUGUGAUGGCCUACGACUACUAUGGCUCUUGGUCGCUCACACUGGGACAUCAGAGUCCUCUGUACGUGAGAGACGAAGACCGACACGACCCCACGGAAUCUCUGCUUUCUCAGAUCUGUACGCACAAGUAA